Messenger RNA from Brenthis ino (lesser marbled fritillary), 615 nucleotides. The record is from the annotation of a GenBank genome assembly. NCBI's taxonomy places the organism in Eukaryota, Metazoa, Arthropoda, Insecta, Lepidoptera, Nymphalidae.
AUGGUGUUUUGCAGCAUAUCCAACUGCGGAAAUUCUUCCACAAUUUGUAACUUUACAAAUAAAGGGAUAACAUUUCAUAUGUUCCCAAAAGAUCCAGAUAUUAAAGAUAAAUGGAUAUCUGCUACUGGAAAAACAAAUUGGUUCCCAACGAAGUAUAGCAGAAUUUGUUCUGUUCAUUUCACAAAUGAACAAUUUAACUCGUCAACAAAAAGGCGGACUUUGAUCAAAUCAGCAGUACCGACAGUCGACAUAUGGAGACUGAUUACGGCAACAGAUAAUUUGCAGCCGACGGUGACGCCAUCAACGUCUAAAUGUGAAUUUCCAGAGAUAGUUGAUUCCGCAGGUAACCAGCAAUUGACGCCCUCAAUAAGUGAUUCUGUGCAAGCUGACACUCCGAGAGAAAAAAAAUUACGCUCUGAAAUUAUUAGAAGUCGCGUCGUCAUUGCAGACCAGCGGUUAAAAAUAAAACGCUUACAAUGCCAAAAAAAAGCCAGACGAUAUAGCAAACAAAUUUUGAAACUAAAAGACCUCAUUAAAAAAUUAGAAGAUAAUAGAUUAAUUACGGGAGAGCAAGGGUGGUGCUUAGAAAAUAUGAACAUUACAAUGCAAGAUACA